Molecule: messenger RNA, 3008 nt
Organism: Ictidomys tridecemlineatus (thirteen-lined ground squirrel)
Lineage: Eukaryota; Metazoa; Chordata; Mammalia; Rodentia; Sciuridae
Gene: Cyb561
Product: cytochrome b561
Cellular component (GO): lysosomal membrane
Molecular function (GO): oxidoreductase activity
Source: RefSeq, a predicted model, not a curated record
GCCUGGGGUGAUGUUCCUUCUGUUCUUCCUAAUUCAGAGAUAAUCAGAUUCUGUCUGUACUCUGAGCUCUCUGGGGAUGAAUCUAAUAAGGGAGGCAGUGACCUGCAGAGGAGGACGCAGGACAAGCGACCAGAGGACAGCCUUUCCUCCUUUAGUCCAUUUUUCCUGUUAGAGUUGGGGUAAAGUGUUAGGAGGGACCUCAGGAGUCACAAAGAAGAGUAAGGCGCCUCCUUACCUCCAAGGACAGAGCACUUCAGCAGAGAAGCACCACGAGACUGACCUAGUACAGAACCAGAAAGGUGGCUGCCUCAGCAUGGAGAGUGGCCUUGGCCCUGUGUCCACCCCUGGUGCGCUACCCUACUAUGUGGCCUUCUCCCAGCUGCUGGGUCUGACUGUGGUGGCCAUGACUGGUGCUUGGCUGGGUCUGUACCGAGGUGGCAUUGCCUGGGAGGGGACCCUGCAGUUUAACGUGCACCCGCUCUGCAUGGUCAUAGGCAUGAUCUUCCUGCAGGGAGAUGCCCUGCUGGUCUACCGUGUCUUCAGGAAAGAGGCCAAACGCACCACCAAGGUCCUGCACGGGCUACUGCAUGUCUUUGCGUUCAUCAUCGCCCUGGUUGGCCUGGUGGCGGUGUUCGAUUACCAUAAGAAGAAGAGCUAUGCUGAUCUGUACAGCCUGCACAGCUGGUGCGGGAUCCUCGUCUUUGUUCUUUACUUUGUGCAGUGGUUCGUGGGCUUCAGCUUCUUCCUGUUCCCUGGAGCUUCAUUUUCCCUGCGGAGCCGCUACCGCCCUCAGCACAUCUUCUUUGGUGCCACCAUCUUCCUCCUUUCUGUAGGAACAGCCCUGCUGGGCCUGAAGGAAGCGCUGCUGUUUAAACUCGGGAGCCAGUACAGCACAUUUCAGCCUGAGGGGGUCCUGGCCAACGUGCUGGGCCUUCUGCUGGCCUGCUUCGGGGUGACUGUGCUCUACAUCUUGGCCCAAGCUGACUGGAAGCGGCCUCCCCAGGCUGAAGAACAAGCCCUCUCCAUGGACUUCAAGACACUGACCGAGGGAGACAGCCCCAGCUCCCAGUGAUGGCCCGGCUCAUCUUGUCUCAUGCAGAGGCUGCUUGGGAGCGGCUCUCUCAAUUUUGUGGAGUUCCCAUAGGCGUCUUGUGGCUCACCCCUGCUGAGGCUGAGUCUUCAGGACCUGGGGGAGGACUCAGGCAGCAUGGUGGGGAGUGUGGGUGUAGUGGUGUCUUUUAGGUGGCUUCUGGGGUUAGGGCUGUCCUCUUCUUUCCCUCCCUCACUGUGGCUGUGGCUAUAGAUGUCCUGUGCAGGUAUUGUGCCCUGUUCCCCUUCACAUGCAGAAAGCUUUGGUGGGGGCCUGGGGCUCAGUCCUGGAUGCAGAAUCAGAGCUCCCCACAGGAGCUGGACAGGCUCCACCCUCCGGCAGCAGAUGGCUAGGGUGAGGCCAGGGGAACUGCAGGGCCUCAGGGAUAGUUCUGGAAAGCUAAGACUGCUGUUUGUAUAACUGAAUCCUCACCAGGAGUCCCUCCAGCCUGAGCAGCAUGUUGGAGAAGUGGCCCAGUCCUUGGCAGUGGAGCAAGUGAUAUUAUGUACAAAGUAUGCCUCUAAUCAGAGGAAGGCUUCCCAGGAGAGGGGAGGGACCAGCUCCAGGCAAGCACUGCCAUUUGGCUUUGACCCCACUGCAGUCUUAAGCCUUCCUGCUCUUUAACCCACGAUUCCCAGGACAGCUUUGAGGGAGAGGAGACAGGAACAUGUGACUUCAGACACACUUGCCCUGGUGAUGGGGCAGCCUGCAUGGGAAGCAGGAGAGGCCUCCUGUCCUCUGGCUCCCCCGCAGAGCUCCCCUCACAGUGGGCAGCUUGGGAACUGAGAGGCAGAGGGCAGUUUUUUGGAACAAAGAGCUGCUGCUUGUGGCAUGCUUCUGGCUUGAGCUGCCUGUUCUGUUUUGGAGGAUGAGCCCCGUUUUCCCUCACCUGGGCCCAUCUUUUCAGGAAUUUGGAACUGGGACAGAAUGAGAAGAAUCCUCUGUGGUGUCUGGACUUUGUUCCCAUCCCAUAAUGUGUGUUAUGAUGUUGUUAGCUGAGUCACUGUUUGGCUUUGCUCUAGAAAUAAUAUGUUUAGAGCCUCUGUCUGAUGCUUCUUGGACUUGGGAAGGCCCCUCCUUGUUUUCUGGGCUCUACGCAACCUGUCAGUUUGAGACAGACACAGUUUACUUAAGUGAGAAAAUUAAUAAAAUUUCUAAACUGACUACAUUUAACAGUUACCCUUUUCACACCUAAAUGCUGCCUUAGAGAAAAUGGGCUGGCCUUAUCUAUUCCUCAGAUUUUUUUUCUUUUUGUACCAGGGAUUGAACCCAGGGGCGCUAACCACUGAGCCACAUGGUAGCCCUUUUUAUUUUGAAACAGAGUCCUGCUAACUUGCUUAAGGCCUUGCUAAAUUGCUGAGGCUUUGAACCUGUAAUCCUGCCUCAGCCUCCUAAGCUGCUAGGUUAUAAGCAUGUGCCACCUCACCCAGCUACUGUUCAGAUUUCUAAUAAUUGUUUUUUGCCAAUUAUUGGGUCCUACUUUUGGUGAUGUCACUUCUCAGAGCAGGAACGUGUGAUCCAGCCCCCUCCCCAGACCUCUUUCCCCAUUUCCUUUCCACUUGCCCUGAUAAUAAUCAGUUGUAUACUCUGCAAGGACAAAGAUCUUAUCAAUACUUUAAUCAGCUGCCAUACAUUUGUGUAGUCUAUGUUUACAUGUGUGAAACUCGUCCUUAGACAAACUACCAAAAUAUAAUUGUGUAUCUCUCUUUCCAGAAGCUACAUAGAGAACUGGAACCUUAGAUCUGGAAUGAGAAUCUGUAAACUGGUCUAUUUGCCAAAGUGUAUAUUGGAUGACUAAGGACCAAAGAAGGCCCCCAGCCGACGUGUGGUUUCUUUUGUUUGUAUGUGGCCAGACUCUCUUGACGUACCACGUGCUGUUGGUGUAACAGAUGAUUCAAUAAAUGUCUACAGCAGUCCA